ACGACAUCUACAAGUGUUAGUGUCAGCAGAAUUUUAAUAUGAUCAAGAUGGAGACGGUCUUUCGGCUGUUACAGUUCUGGAUUUGUCCAACUCUGGAGACUUUACAGGAAAAGUAACUGCAGCAACUGCCAUAAAAGAUACAAAUGUGGAUAUGUAAAUGGAGUAGGUUUGCUUUAAUUAAUCGAUGAGGUUUAUGUUUGUGGAAAGAAUCUAUCCCAUCUUCACCUUUGCUAUUCGAUGAGCAGGAACCACAUCCACUGGUGCUUUGUCUUUCAUACUUUUCCAUGGAAUACAUGCAAAUGUCCGUUAAAGAGACUGUGGCUACUAGAAAGAAAAGCUGGGAAGAACAUGUUACUCCCUGGACCCGAGUACAAUACAGUUUCGAUGAUUUAGAUCUAAUUUGUUGUCAUGGAAUUUACAAUCAUGACUUAAAAAGCAAUAUGAGGUCAAAUGACUUGUCAAAAGCGGGUAGAAGGGAAAGAUGUGCAUCUUUACCAGAAUGCUAUGAUGAGUCACUUGCUGUGCGAUAUUCUUUCAAUAAACUGAGUGUGAAGACUAAAGAAGUUGAUGAAAAUGCUAAUCAUUCUGAAGAUGCACACCUUAUAUCUUUUGAUGGCAGCACAGAAACAUUAGUUCCAUAUACCGAUGACAAUUCAGAAGUUACCAUAAAGGAAAUGAAACACAUAGAAGGUCAUCAGCAUGAUUGUCUGGGCGCAAGUCCCCUAAAUGGUGCAGUAAUUAAAAAUGACUCAGGCACUUUGAAUAAAGUAGAAAAUGAGGAACACUGUGAAAGUAGAAUUGGUUCUCACCAAAUCCCCAAGGAGGCAAUAAAUGACAGGAAUGAGGAAAAUGGAAUAGGACACCAGGAUCACUUGAGACAAAUGAUGGAUAAAACAAUAUAUGGUAAUUCUGAAGGCGGAAAGGAAAAAGAUACCAAUGACUAUUCAAAUGGAAUUUGCGAAACAACAGAAUCUGCAAAAGAUCCUGAAACACUGGGAAAAAAUCCCAUCAACGAAAGUAUAUGUAAAAUAUUAGAAGAUGAGAGUGAUUGUUUCAGAACGUUAAAUAAAGAUUAUGAGCACAAAGUCUUAGAAUGUCUGAGGAACAAGGAACAAGUUGAUGUACUCUCUAAAGAAAAUAGCAAGCCUCACUCAGAAGAUCUGGAAAUAAAUUUGCAGAAUGACAGCAGUACAAUGGUCUUAAAUGAGCACCCAAAAGAAAAUAAUUUUCAUGAAGUCAUAAACAAUGAAAAUCUCUACAAAUCCCCUGUCAAACUACGGAAAAGAAAGGAGGUCAAAGAUGACAGAAGUCGGUCUCGGUUAGAUUCCAUGGUACUGCUGAUAAUGAAACUGGAGCAGCUUGAUAAAGAUAUAGAAAAUGCUCUUAGUACAACUUCAUCAACCUCAAACACCCCGAAUCUGAAAAGAAGACCUGUGCCAGAGGUAGAAUUUGAGAGAGACAAAAAUGCUGCCUUUGUACCAGAGAGCCCCAGCUCAGUAACACUCCCUCAGCUUGUUUGCUCAACACUCGCAUCAACAGCUUCCAGACCUAUGCUUGGUUCAGUUCAGAGAAAUGUGAAUAUGUCUAUCAUAUCAGGAAAAGAGAAGGCUGAAAUCGAAGCAAAGGAGGCCUGUGACUGGCUACGGGCAGCAGGGUUCCCACAGUAUGCACAACUCUAUGAAGAUUGUCUCUUUCCCAUUGAAAUUGCUUCAGUGACUCGGGACCAUGAUUUUCUGGAUCGAGAUGCCAUUGAAGCACUCUGCAGGAGGUUAAAUACUCUGAACAAAUGUGCUGUAAUGAAGUUGGAAAUAAGUCCACUGCGAAAACGGAGUGAAGAUUCAGAUGAAGAUGAACCUUGUGCCAUCAGUGGUAAAUGGACCUUUCAGAGAGACAGCAAGAGAUGGUCUCGACUAGAAGACCUGGAUGUGUUUUGUUGUGCAGACAAUUCAGCCCCCUUUCCCCUUCAAGAUUCUGCUUUAAAUGUUGGGUUGAGUAUUGAGAGUGUCCUGACUGAAUUAAGUGAACAGCAGGAGGUAGGCUCACUCCACAGUGCCAGUGGCAGCAGCACAGGGAGCCAAGGAGCUGGUCUUCAAAAUGUGAGCAUUGGAGCCACUCGUACUAGCUCUGUGACAAGUGUGUGCUCAUCUGAAACAUCAAUUGCCAAUGAAGAUUCUUUCUCCGAAGGUCUACCUUCUCCCAAGGAACAAUCAAGCUUCCAAUAUGGCACAAAGUCCAGUGGGAAGAGCACCAGAUCAAAAGCUAAAAGCUUUCUGAAAAGGAUGGAGAGUCUUCGUUUGAAGAGCUCUCCCAGUAAGAAAAAGAAAAUGACAUCCAAGCUGGUGAUUAGUGGACCAGUUCUUCGGGAGGGCAUUGAUGAAGAUAAACUUAGACGUCUUAAUUGUGUGGAGAUCUCUAGUUUGAAUGGACAUUAUACCAACCUCCCUCGUAACAGGAGUGUUUCCUAUUCUCCACAGACAAGCAGUAGUAGUAGUCAUUCAGAAGCUAGCAGUAGUACAGUCAGCACUCCAAGUCCGGUGACAAGAGCUCGCAGCCACAGUGCUGCCUGCACAAAUAACAACAACAAGCGAGUUGGAAUGUAUUUAGAGGGAUUUGACCCUUUUACACAGCUUCAACAAUUUCAAUUUUUGCCUGAUGUGGCCAACCAGAAUUUACUCAAUCAAAAAGAGGCACCUGAAGAUGAUAUUAUUUUUUUGAUCCCAGAAGGUCACAAGCCUGGCACUUUCCCUAAAGCACUUUGCAACAGUAUUGCGCACUGUCGGCUCAGGAGAGAAAGCAGUGAUGACAGUUCCAAAGGAUCGAGCUGUGGUGGCCGGAAUAGGAGAAACUCUGCCAGCUCUUUGGAUAGUAGAAUAAGUAUAUAUGAUAAUGUACCGUGUUCUUUUCUACUUGAUGGAGAGGAUGAGGAGGCCCUCUACCCCAAACUGGAUGACAUCCUGCAGCAUGUCAAAGGUCUCCAGAGGUUUGUGAAUGAAUGGUCAGAACAGACAGGCGAGGAGGGAGAUUCAGACUCUGCCCUUGAUUCAGUUUCUCCUUGCCCAUCCUCGCCUCUGCAGAACCACCUGGAAGAGGCAGAGAAUAGCAGUGAUAUCGAGAGCCCAGGAAUCUCUUUGAAUGAAACGGAAGAAGUGCUGACUGGACAAGAGCGCAGAGACUCCGGUGUGGGUGCCUCCUUGACUAGAUCAAACAGACCCAAGAAGCUGAGGUGGCACAGUUUUCAAAGUUCUCACAGGCCAAGUCUGUCUUCAUUGCUAUUGCAAAUUAACUGUCAAUCGGUGACACAGAUGAACCUCCUUCAGAAAUACUCCCUCUUAAAGCUUACAGCUCUACUGGAAAAGUACACACCUACAAAUAAACAUGGCUUCAGCUGGGCUGUACCAAAGUUUAUGAAGAGGAUAAAAGUUCCAGAUUACAAGGACAGAAAUGUCUUUGGGGUCCCUCUGCAAGUUAAUGUGCAGCGCACAGGCCAGCCACUGCCCCAGAGCAUUCAGCAGGCCAUGCGCUAUCUCCGCAGUCAAUGCUUAGAUCAGGUUGGCUUGUUUAGAAAAUCAGGGGUAAAAUCAAGGAUUCAAGCAUUACGACUGAUGAAUGAAAAUUAUAUGGAUAGCAUAAGCUAUGAAGGACAGUCGGCCUACGAUGUAGCAGAUAUGUUAAAGCAGUACUUCCGUGACUUACCUGAACCCCUUUUAACCAGCAAGCUCUCUGAGACCUUUCUUCAAAUCUAUCAGUAUGUACCCAAGGACCAGCGGCUCCAGGCUAUCAAAGCAGCUAUUAUGCUCCUGCCAGAUGAAAACAGGGAGGUGCUGCAGACUUUGCUUUACUUCCUCAGUGACGUCACCGCUGCGGUAAAAGAGAAUCAGAUGACCAACAACAACCUGGCCGUGUGUCUGGCUCCUUCUUUGUUUCACCUCAACACCCUCAAGAGAGAAAACUCGUCUCCAAGAGUGAUGCAUAGGAAGCACAGCCUUGGUAAACCUGAUCAGAAAGACCUGAAUGAGAAUCUGGCAGCUACUCAUGGAUUGUCCCACAUGAUCGCUGAAUGCAAAAAGCUUUUCCAGAUUCCAGAGGAGAUGAAUCGCUGUAGAAAUUCAUACCUGGAGCAAACAUUACAGCCCCCAAAACUUGAAGACAUAGUGAGUAAUAGUAAAGGACAGCCUGGAGGGUUUAAGGGCUACCUACAGGAGUGUCUGGACGGCCUCCUCAAAGAAGCUAAGGAAAAGUUUAAAGGCUGGGACAGCUGUUCUACUCCAGAGCCAGCAGAACUCUCUUUUAAGAAGGUGGGUGAUGGCUUUCCACUUCGCUUGUGGAAAGUUAGUCUGGAGAUUCCUUCCACUCCAGAAGAUGUCUUGAAUCGUGUGCUCAGGGAACAACACUACUGGGACGAAGAUCUUUUAGACUGCAAAGUUAUUGAAACUUUGGAUAACCAGACUGAGGUCUACCAAUAUAUCCAGAACAGCAUGGCCCCGCAUACCCCUCGGGAUCAUGUAGUCUUAAGGACGUGGACCACAGAUUUACCAAAAGGAGCCUGUGCUCUUGUAGCCACCUCAGUGGAUUAUGACGCUGCUCCUCUCAUGGGUGUUCGUGUCAAUGUGCUAACCUCUCGAUACCUGAUUGAGCCUGUUGGUUCGGCUAAGUCCAAACUCACCUACAUUUGCAGGAUUGACUGCAGAGGCCGUAUUCCAGAGUGGUACAAUAAGAUAUUUGGACAUUUAUGUGCAGCAGAAGUGGUUAGAAUACGGGACUCCUUCAUCAAUCCACCGACUGAAAAAUAAUGUAGUCAUUUUAACUUACCGUGUCGAAUAAGACAUGCUACAUGUGACAUCGAUUACGUCUGGUAUCACCCAACAAAAAACAUUCUUCAGAAACGAAGAAACAUUGUAAGCAUACUAGGACAUUUGCAAUGUUUUGGAUUUUGCAAUCCAGAAACUGAAAGGAUGGGACAUCUAUGUAAUAUAGCAAUAUUAUUUUUUUUGAUGCUGCUUUCACUUGAGUUCAGAACCCCUCAGGAAGAUCCUGACUGGACUCAAAAAAACAUUGGCUCUUUGCAAUGCUUGACACGUACUUGUGUGACAAGAGGCUAUUAUUGCUUCUGGGAAGCAAAAAGUUGACCUUGUAUAUAAUAUAGACAAUUAUUGUGCUGUUUCGUGGCGAUUACAUUAUCAUUUGUAAAUAAAUCUUGCUGUUCAAUGAAGUAGCUGUGUAUGGAAGUCUCUGUGGAUAUGUGUACUGUAUUAAUGUUUCACAGAGUGUACAAGCAGAAGAAGUGAAUGAGUGAAAGGUAUGUGUGAUACGUAUUAGAAAUAUUGGAAGUGGUAGAGCAUGGUGUCUGGUACACUAUUGCCAGGAUAGUUCGAUAGACAGAUAAAGUUGAAUGUCUGAUGAUCAGUUGAACCUGUAAGGAGUUGCUACCAAAUGGACCAAAUGACUCUUAGUCAUGGGUUUUUAUUCUUUGAGCUGUGCUGUUAUUACAGCAUUUAUUAGUUCAUCACUGCAGUGAGGUAAAAUACAAACAUGAGGAAUACCUUAACUUUAGAAAAUCAAAAUCAAAUGGGGCACAACCAAAGCUGAAACUUUUCCGCUUGAACUUAGCUUCAAGGAAAACUAAACCUUUUUUUUUUUAAAUUUAACAUGGGGUUUAAUCCAAACUAAAACCUUUAUUAAAAAAAAGUUCACAUUUGGAAGAAAAACAUUUUAGCAAUUAGUGUUUUUAAAAUUUCUAAUGACUACUUUUUGGCCACAUCGUUUAAUCUAUCACUAUUUUGAUAGUGUAUACCUUGUGGUCUCACAGAAAAGUUCCAGAGUGAUUUAAUCCAGUGGUCCUUUUAUAAAGGUAGACAUGCUGUAAGUACAGGUUUUACUGUAAGUAAAUGUCAAAUAUGUUGAUAUUUGGGAAUACACAGUUAUGUCAAUAUGGGAAUGGAAGUGGAUGAAUGCUAAUUUAAAGAAGGAAUAUAUGAAUAAUUUACUUGUGUUUACCAUGAACAGUGUUACCAAACAUUUUAAUGAAGUUUUUUUUGUCAUUUUCAAUAAAUUUAUAUUUUAAAAAUAUUAUUUACAAUAUUCAUUUUCCUGUAAACAUCUGAUACCCAUGUUAUUGCUGUAUAUAGCAUUGCAAUACAGACAUCAUCACAUAAAUGUAUACUGCUAAAAUGGAUUAAGCAUGACAAUGAAACUUUAUUUAACAGUAUUUGUGUAUUUAUACCUCAGAUAUUCUUCUUUUUUACCUUGUGCCAUUGCAUUGUAAAUGUUACUCAGAAUUUAAAAUAUUAAAUAAAUGUUUAUCUUUUGUUUAUAACAUCUGUACAGAAUAUUAUCAUUAUGUGCACUAUUAAAUGAACAAAAUGUU
Molecule: messenger RNA, 6364 nt
Organism: Erpetoichthys calabaricus (reedfish)
Lineage: Eukaryota; Metazoa; Chordata; Cladistia; Polypteriformes; Polypteridae
Gene: dlc1
Product: DLC1 Rho GTPase activating protein
Exons: 18
Coding region: 285-4790 (1501 amino acids)
Biological process (GO): signal transduction; actin cytoskeleton organization; regulation of Rho protein signal transduction
Cellular component (GO): membrane raft; focal adhesion
Molecular function (GO): protein binding; lipid binding; GTPase activator activity
Source: RefSeq, a predicted model, not a curated record